CGGUCUCCCAGCAGGGCUCAGGCUAGCGUCGCUCGCCAUGGGCACCUGGCAGCGUCUGUUCCUUUUUGGUGGCAUGUCGCUCCGGGGUAGUGGCUGCGCCCCUUGGUGGCUUAGGGGUAUCCGAGCAUUGGGUUUUCGCCGCCAGUUAUCUGGCGCUGAGAGUGAGAACCUAAAACAAAGAAGAACACAGAUCAUGUCCCGAGGACUUCCAAAGCAGAAACCCAUAGAAGGUGUUAAACAAGUUAUAGUUGUGGCUUCUGGAAAGGGUGGCGUUGGAAAGUCUACUACAGCAGUAAAUCUUGCACUUGCACUGGCAGCGAAUGACUCGAUUGGUUCUCUACUAGAUCAAAAGUCAAAGGCCAUUGGUUUGUUAGAUGCCGAUGUGUAUGGUCCAUCAGUUCCAAAGAUGAUGAAUCUGAAAGGAAAUCCAGAAUUAUCACAAAAUAACCAGAUGAGGCCUCUUUUGAAUUAUGGUAUUGCUUGUAUGUCCAUGGGCUUCCUGGUUGAAGAGACUGCACCAGUUGUUUGGAGAGGCCUUAUGGUAAUGUCUGCCAUUGACAAGCUGUUGAGGCAGGUAGAUUGGGGCAACCUGGACUAUUUAGUUGUUGACAUGCCACCAGGAACGGGAGAUGUGCAACUGUCAGUUUCACAGAAUAUUCCUAUUUCAGGUGCUGUGAUUGUCUCCACACCCCAGGACAUUGCACUAAUGGAUGCGUAUAAGGGUGCUGAAAUGUUUCGCAAAGUCCACGUGCCUGUUCUUGGCCUUAUCCAGAAUAUGAGUGUUUUCCAGUGUCCAAAAUGUAAACACAAAACUCAUAUUUUUGGUGCUGAUGGUGCAAAGAGGCUAGCACAGACCCUUAAGCUUGAUGUCCUGGGAGACAUUCCACUACACCUCAGUAUAAGGGAAGCUUCAGAUUCAGGCCAACCUGUUGUGUUUUCACAGCCUGAAAGUGAGGAGGCCAAAGCUUACCUGAGGAUUGCUGCAGAAGUGGUAAGAAGAUUGCCACCACCUUCAGAAUGAGUCCCGAGCAUGAUGGAAAUUGACCUGGUGCUUAGUAAUGAGAGGACCUUCAGAAAUGAGGGGCAUAGUGGAGGAGCCUGAGGAAAUACUAGCAAUCAUGAUUGUUUUCUUUAUUGCUAUGGAAAUAAUGUCAUUUUCAGAUUUGAUUUCCUAUGAUAUGACUCAUCAAUAAAAUUUUCAUGUAUUUUAUUUUAUAUAAUGUUUAGGAAUUGUUUUGAAAGUUGAUAUGUUCAUGCUUGUACUAGUUGUAUUUUUUUAUUGAACUGUUGAGGAAUUGUGAUUUUAUGGUGUUACUGUCCCAUUUUUAAUGACAAUUGCCAGGGUCCACGGUUCAAUCUCCAGCACCAUAUGCCACACCAGCUCUACCCCAGGGUGGGCUGAGCUUACAAAAAAAAAAAAAAAGACAAUUGCACUCUUUAGCAGGACUACAGGAUAGUUGUUUAAAGAGUGUACUAAUUUUGUGCAUAGGCCUGUGUAUUUUAACAAGAUCAUCAUGAUUUUGAUGAUGCUUUGGAUUGUGAUGGCAAUAAUAAUAAUAAAUAAUAGCAUUUGUCAUCUG
Molecule: messenger RNA, 1580 nt
Organism: Octodon degus (degu)
Lineage: Eukaryota; Metazoa; Chordata; Mammalia; Rodentia; Octodontidae
Gene: Nubpl
Product: nucleotide binding protein like
Exons: 12
Coding region: 38-1021 (327 amino acids)
Biological process (GO): mitochondrial respiratory chain complex I assembly; iron-sulfur cluster assembly
Cellular component (GO): mitochondrion
Molecular function (GO): ATP-dependent FeS chaperone activity; 4 iron, 4 sulfur cluster binding; ATP binding
Source: RefSeq, a predicted model, not a curated record